This is a messenger RNA of Peniophora sp. CBMAI 1063, 2937 nucleotides long. Lineage: Eukaryota; Fungi; Basidiomycota; Agaricomycetes; Russulales; Peniophoraceae. The record is from the annotation of a GenBank genome assembly.
AUGCCUCGGGCUACAGGCCGGCCCGAAGGUGUUCGCUCCAGCUCGAUAAAUGCUGCUGAUAUCCUCUCCGGCGGCUCAAAGGCGACAUCGAGGAUUCUGCGGGAGAAGGAUCUGUGGGAGCGAGAGCAGGAGUUCGAGCGGGAGAAAGAGAGAUGGCGCCGUGAGAUGGAAGGCAUGGCGCGUUGUAGGAUGGUAGAGGCCAAGCAGGAGGCGGGGUUGAUGUUGGAUGAUGAAGACGAUGCAUGGGUCCCGGCCGAGUUUGAAAACGGCAUAGUCUCGGACGACGAGGAGGGCGGCAAGGCUGCAGAGGAAGAGGAUGACGAUGAGAGCUCGUCGGAUGAGAGCACGGAUGAGGGCGAAGGGGAAAAUAGGCUAUACUCGAAGAAACCGCGUCGGCAAAAACACAACCGCACGGACGACAAUGCAGCACUGCACAAGGAGUGGGCGCGGAUUGCUCCCGAUCUCUUGGUCGCCUACCUCGAGCACUUAGCGCAGGAAAUCACGCAUCCUGCGGACAGCGCCGAUGUCCAUCACUUCAAGAUCCUCGUCUUCGGCGCCGACAAAGCCUACCAGACUGUAGUACCCCAGCGCUCCGAAGACUCCGCUGCCGUUGCUCUCGCCCGGAUCGGCUGUCUGCCUGGCCAUCCAACACGGCCUCGUGUCGCCUUCGAGAUACGUGGCCUCGAGCAGCAUCGACAGCUACGCAUGGCCCUCCCCUCCUGCACUGCUAUGCCAUGGAUGAAGGCUGUAUGCCAAUUGUCCAAUAUGAAGUACCGUGAGUCCUUGCGAGAGUCUUUCGGACUCGCACUCGAUGCGUACCUCGCUAUCUUGCGCGAUGUUCAGAAGCUCGUCGACAAGGAGCUGGGCCGCGACGAGAAGGACUGGUACGCGAAGUACGCGUGUCCGCCGUGUGGUAACAAGCUUCCCGGCGAGAAGAAGAUGGAUCCAGAGCGGAUGCACGCUUCUGACGGCAACGAGUCGCAGAAGCGCCUGCUGAACAGCGGCCACACCGAUCACCGCGACCUACUGCCGCCCACCUUCUGGAUCUCGCCCGAGGACGUCGACAAGUUCGCUGACGAGGUGAAGCGUAGGGACAAGGGCAAGAAGAAGAAAAAGACUGAGGAGGAGGAGGAGGAGGAUGACGGUGUAUGUCCGUCUGUGCAGACCUGGAAGGCCGAACGCGCGCAAGCUGAGGACGUCGCGUAUACCGCGAUAUUCAAGCAGACCGGCGUCUACCUUUGCUCGUGCCGCCACGGUAUCGUGGAGUUCAUCGAGCAGAUGAUCCAGUCUGGCGAACAGGCCAAGUAUUGCCUCGCAGUUGCUGACCGCAUUUUGGAAAUCUACGGCGAAGAUCAGCUGCUGGCGACCGACAUUGGGUGUUCGAUGAAGGAGACCAUCAAGAAGAGUAGCCUCGGGAAUCGCAUGGCCACUCUACGGCUACGUGUUGUCGUCAACGCCUUCCACGGCUGGGCUCACAAGCGCGAGUGCCAGCUGUACAACCACCCGCUUUUCCUCAAGGGCCUCGGGAUCGAAGAUCUCGAGGUCUGCGAGCGCAUCUUCUCCAGCCUCAAUGGCGUUGCACAUGCCGUCCGCCACGCCUCGCACUUUCACUACAUCCAAUUCAUCACCUUGCAUCUCGAUGGCCUUCGGCGCGACAAGUACGGGGCUCUCACCAAGUUUAUGCGCAACAACCAUAGACAAAGCAUCAAGAUCAUCGCCGACAACACCAAGCUGCUGGCCGCUCGCAAGGAGACCAGCAAGGACUAUGUGUCCUGGCUCGAGGACGAGCGCGCCUACUAUAAAGCGUUGCGCAAGGAGUCCCCUCUCGAUCAGCUGAAGACGAAGUAUGCGGCUGUGCGCCUCGAUCUCGAAGUCCAACAGCUUGCGCUUCAGAAAUUCGAGGCCACCCCCGCUCGAGAGCUUGCCACUCGCGUUCUCGGUGCUGCGACCGCGCCUCACCUCCUCGAGUCGUACAAAGAGCGCGAGCGCAUCAUCGCGUAUCGUAAGCUCACCAACUUAGAUAAGCGGGCGGCGGCACUCGAGCGCGAUCUAGGGAUCGAGCGGUGGGAUGCUAAGAGUCCCGAGUUUCUCGCCGCUCAGCAGUAUGCUGUGCAACGAAAACUCAUCCUCGCUGUACAGAAGCUCGAGCGCUUGCUCGUUGCUCGUUUGCAAGAACUGUCAAGGUCUCAUCUGCGACGAGUCGGCUACAAGGAGCGCAAGCAUCUCGCGAAGGCCAUUACCCGUCGCGGCAGCGCGAUUCGGAACGCGAUCACCAAUGUCAACCGCCUCCGCGCCAUUCACCGCCCCGGAGCGCCGAAGCUCUCGUACAAAGAGGUCGUCGACAUGGGCUACUCCGCCGAGCUGGACGUUCUCAAGGAGUCCUCCCACGACAUCCUCCACAAGCCGUGGAUGGACCGCAAGAACCGCGAGGCGCAAACGGCCUUCUUCAAGCUCGAACGCGCCAAGGAGGAGCUUGACCGCCUCCACCACGAAAUCCCUCGCAUGCAGGAUUGGGUGGAUAAGGAGGACGAUAUCUACGAUAGCGCCAUCGAGCGCCUGCGUGGUACGCCGCAGGACUCGUCUCUGGGCGUCUCUCCUCGCGGUCUCGCGGUUUACCUCGAACGGGAGGCUGCCGCUCGUCGUAUCCAGAACGACGAACAUCGGCGCGUUCUGGAUGAAAUCUAUCGGGACAAGUCGUACACUGGUCCGCGUCCUCCGCCAACCCACGUCUAUCGUCCGCGCCCUCGCGCCCUCGCGUUCCGCAGCUCUAUAGCGACUCGGUCAUCUCCGAAAGAUGGCAUGGAUGUCGACGAGGAGGCCGGCAUGUCUGUUGCUCCAGACGAUGAGGAGUCGUCCAGCUCGGAAGACGAAGCCGAUGAGGGUGGGGACGAUGUUGAGGGUAUUGCGAGGGACUUUGGAGACUUACUUGUUCGGUAA